UUUCAGGCUAACUGAAUAGAUGCCAUCAUGAGGGAGAGUGCAGAGAAAACAGAAAAAGGGAUCUAUGACCAGGAAGAAUUCUAGGAAGUAGAGCAGGAAGAGCUGUCAAAGGAGUAGCCAGAGAAAUAGACGGGAAUAUUUUAUGGAGAGUAUGAUUGCUUGUGCUCAGGGAAGCUCCUCAAGAGUUACUGAUCAAUGAAAUGGCAGAGAAUGGAAAAAACUGUGACCAGAGACGUGUAGCAAUGAGCAAAGAACAACACAAUGGAAAUUUCACAGACCCCUCUUCAAUGAAUGAAAAGAAGAGGAGGGAUCGGGAAGAAAGACAGAAUAUUGUACUGUGGAGACAACCACUCAUUACCUUGCAGUAUUUUUCUCUGGAAAUCCUUGUAAUCUUAAAGGAAUGGACCUCAAAAUUAUGGCAUCGUCAAAGCAUUGUGGUAUCUUUUUUACUGCUGCUUGCUGUGCUGAUAGCUACGUAUUAUGUUGAAGGAGCACAUCAACAGUAUGUACAGCGUAUAGAGAAACAAUUUCUUCUGUAUGCCUACUGGAUAGGCUUGGGAAUUUUGUCUUCUGUGGGGCUUGGAACAGGGCUGCACACUUUUCUGCUUUAUCUGGGCCCACACAUAGCUUCAGUUACAUUAGCUGCUUAUGAAUGCAAUUCAGUUAAUUUCCCUGAACCACCCUAUCCUGAUCAGAUUAUUUGUCCAGAUGAAGAGGGCACAGAAGGAACCAUUUCCUUGUGGAGUAUCAUCUCGAAAGUUAGGAUUGAGGCCUGCAUGUGGGGUAUUGGUACAGCAAUCGGAGAGCUGCCUCCAUAUUUCAUGGCCAGGGCAGCCCGCCUCUCAGGUGCUGAACCUGAUGAUGAGUACCAGGAAUUUGAAGAGAUGCUGGAACACGCAGAGUCUGCACAGGACUUUGCUUCACGAGCUAAACUGGCAGUUCAGAGACUUGUACAGAAGGUUGGGUUUUUUGGAAUACUGGCCUGUGCUUCUAUUCCAAAUCCUCUAUUUGAUCUUGCUGGAAUAACAUGUGGACAUUUUCUUGUACCUUUUUGGACCUUCUUUGGUGCAACCCUGAUUGGAAAAGCAAUAAUUAAAAUGCAUAUCCAGAAAAUCUUUGUUAUUGUAACAUUCAGCAAGCACAUCGUGGAGCAGAUGGUGGCUUUCAUUGGUGCUGUCCCUGGCAUAGGUCCGUCUCUGCAGAAGCCCUUCCAGGAAUACCUCGAGGCCCAGCGGCAGAAGCUGCACCACCGGAGCGAGGCGGGCGCGCCCCAGGGAGAAAACUGGCUGUCCUGGGUGUUUGAGAAGUUGGUGGUUGUGAUGGUGUGUUACUUUAUCCUGUCUAUCAUUAACUCCAUGGCACAGAGCUAUGCCAAACGAAUUCAGCAGCGGUUGAACUCUGAGGAGAAAACUAAAUAAGCAGAGCCGUUUUUAACUGCAGCAGUGGUAGUGGAUGGGUUCUGCCUUAAAUUGGGAGGACUCCACAUCAGGAAGGAAAAUUCCCUUUCCAACCGGUAUCAAUUUUAAAGACGUCCUGAGAGCAGUU
Messenger RNA from Fukomys damarensis (Damara mole-rat), 1545 nucleotides. RefSeq names its product vacuole membrane protein 1 (gene Vmp1). The record is from RefSeq and is a predicted model, not a curated record. Lineage: Eukaryota; Metazoa; Chordata; Mammalia; Rodentia; Bathyergidae. Gene Ontology annotation, cellular component: endoplasmic reticulum; endomembrane system; membrane. The transcript is spliced from 12 exons. Bases 201 to 1418 code for a protein of 405 amino acids. Gene Ontology annotation, biological process: Golgi organization; autophagy.